UCCUGUCGCCGCCAUUUUUCACGCGUUGUGUGUGUUGUUUUUCACUGUGUUUAUUUUCUCGGAACUGUGCCGCAGCGGCGUAGGCAUUUGAAAUUGAAAUAUUUCAGCAUAUUUGUAAUUCUCCCAACGUAGCAGACGCGAUGUCGAAACAAAGUAUUCCCCGAGAGCAAAUCGUCAGCAACAGCAAGCGGGACGUUAAGGUAAAGCAAAAGCGUAAAAAUGCGCACCAGGUGCGUAAGUACUUUCUGCCCGCUGGUGAAACAAAGCAAAAGUGCACCUUUUGCGGGUGGGAAACGCGUGAAAAUGCUACACGAAUGGUGCAGCACAUCGUGCAACGGUGUAAUGAAGCGUCCGCGGAAGCACGGGAGGAAAUAUCGGCCUCGGUGGUGGACGCAGAAGAGCGGGAGCUGCAAUCGUACUACACAUCACACAACAAAAAGGCGGUGCAUGACUUUUUCAAAUCGGUCGACAAUGAUCGGAAGCGUCAGUGUGUGUUCUGCCGAUGGACCACCAUCCUGAACCUGACGCGGAUGCGCUACCACAUCCUGCAGAUGUGUAACUACGUGCCGCCGGAGGUCCGUCAAAGCUUUAUGAAGCAGGAAUACACGGAUUCGGACUCGCAGUGCGACACGUACUGCAUCGUGAACGUGGACGAUGGCGAUCGGAAGGGGCUGAAACUGGUAUCGAGCAGCAUGCUGGAUCACUCCGACACUGCAUUGGUUGAGGAGGUGGUGCUCGAGACGGAAGACUUCGUUAAUCAAGAAGAGGUGGACGCGUACUAUGGGGAAAACGACGGAGAAAAAAUUGUGCCCGACCAGCUGGAGGAGGAAGAUAAUCUGCAAAUAUUGAACCAAUUGAACAACGAGACGGAGCUGGAAAUGGUAGAUUGCGAAAAUGCAAGCGAAGAGGAAACGCUCUCGAGCGCUCUUAAAAAUGAAGACACUCGGUUGAUCAAUGUUUCGGACCGAUACUAUACAGUCAGCAAACGCAACGUCAGAGAACGAUCGCCUCACGUCGCGGAAGAUCACGGUGGCUCGAAAAAAAUAAGAACGGAAAUGCCUGUACCUCGAAAUGAUAAAAACCUGAGAAGAACUGCUACUGUAAAGGUAUUGCGCGCCGUGACUCCGCAAACAUCGCGGGACCAACAAGUGCGGAAGUUCAGAACGGGGUUGACUUCCAGCACUCCGAACAUUAAACAAGCUAUCGCUGUGCAGAAGGAAAAGCAUGCAAAGCAAUCAUCUCCUCGCGAUAGGGAUCAUCAGCCAGUGCAAAGAAACGAAAAGCGGGAUGAAACUCCAACACCACCACGGCAAAAGGCGGCUGCCAUCGUGCCAAGCUCUCCGCAGCCAAAGAAUUCCGUAUCAGCAACCUCGACAUCGCUCCAGAAUAUCUCUCGGCAGGAAAGCGAUGCCGCCGUGCCGGAAGAGCAAGGAUCCUGCCAUUCGUUCGGUGGGGGCCAUGUGUACCCGCAGGAAGCACCCCGAUUCGUUGACCACAAGCUCCAGUACACGAAGGCAGUCAUCUCACGUCCAGCACCAGAGUUCGAAGCUACGGCCGUAGUCGAGGGAGCAUUCAAGAAGAUCAAGCUGUCGGACUACCGUGGGAAAUAUUUGGUGUUUUUCUUCUACCCGCUCGACUUCACGUUUGUGUGUCCGACAGAAAUUCUCGCCUUCUCCGAUCGGGUGAAUGAGUUCAAGAAGCUAAACACGGAGGUAAUUGCGGCCAGCAUUGAUUCCCACUUCACCCACCUCGCGUGGAUCAACACGCCACGGAAGGAGGGUGGACUUGGCAAGAUCAACAUUCCACUGGUGAGCGACAUAACGCACAGCAUCUCGAAGGAUUACGGCGUCUUUUUGGAUGAUUUGGGCCACACCCUGCGUGGUUUGUUUAUCAUUGACGAUCGCGGUGUGUUGCGACAAAUUACGAUGAAUGAUCUUCCGGUUGGGCGAUCCGUGGAUGAAACGUUGCGAUUAGUACAAGCAUUCCAGUACACGGACAAGCAUGGAGAGGUUUGUCCUGCCGGAUGGAAACCAGGCCAAGAUACGAUUGUCCCGAACCCGGAAGCAAAAAUUAAAUAUUUUGAGAAAAACCAUUGACAGUGGGAGGAUGCAUUUAGUACACGAUUGGUUUUUACUUUACAAAGUGCUGUAAGUGAGAAGCUCGUAUGUUGCCAACGAAAACAAUCAGCCAGGUGGAUUGAUUACAGAGCGAUCUCCACGAAUAUUGAAACACAAAAGAGAGAAUAAAAUUUUACUUAAUCUCCGAAUUUGGUA
Molecule: messenger RNA, 2273 nt
Organism: Anopheles stephensi (Asian malaria mosquito)
Lineage: Eukaryota; Metazoa; Arthropoda; Insecta; Diptera; Culicidae
Exons: 4
Coding region: 141-2096 (651 amino acids)
Biological process (GO): hydrogen peroxide catabolic process; response to oxidative stress; cell redox homeostasis
Cellular component (GO): endoplasmic reticulum; cytosol
Molecular function (GO): thioredoxin peroxidase activity
Source: RefSeq, a predicted model, not a curated record